UACGACACUCUGCUCUGUUCUGAUUGGUUACGACAUUCUACUGGUGGUGUGAGUCGUGCAAUUCAUCACAGAUCUUCAGUGCUUCGCAAAGACGACGUAUUGUACCUUCUCGAUUUAAUUUCACUUGCCGCACCAUGACAGCUGUAGAGACUCUAAUGCCGGCUAUUGAUGCCCAGUUACCCCAGCUACGCAAUCUACACCUGAAUGGACAUGUUGGCUUUGACAGUCUCCCUGAUCAACUGGUGAAAGAAUCCGUUGCUCAAGGAUUUUGUUUCAAUAUCUUGUGUCUGGGUGAAACAGGAAUUGGGAAGUCUACCCUGAUGGACACCUUGUUCAACACAAGUUUUGACUCUACUCAAAGCACACAUGACCUUCCUGGAGUCAAGCUGAAGUCUAAUACCUAUGAACUUCAGGAGAGCAACGUGAGACUGAAGCUGACUGUUGUGGACACAGUUGGGUUUGGGGACCAAAUCAAUAAGGAAGACAGCUGGAAACCAAUUGUCGACUAUACUGAUGCCCAGUUUGAGUCAUAUCUCCAAGAGGAGCUGAAAAUCAAGCGUUCACUUGAUACUUACCAUGACUCAAGGAUUCACCUCUGCCUCUACUUCAUUGCCCCAACUGGGCAUUCACUUAAAGCUUUGGAUCUGGUCACUAUGAAACAACUGGAUAACAAGGUGAACAUAAUUCCUGUCAUAGCAAAGGCUGAUACAAUUACCAAGGUUGAGCUUCAUAAAUUCAAAUCCAAGAUCAUGACUGAACUGCGUAACAACGGGGUUCAGAUUUACCAGUUUCCAGUAGAUGAUGAAACUGUGAAGGAAAUGAAUGCUGCCAUGAAUGGUCAUCUGCCUUUUGCUGUUGUCGGUAGUAAUGAUGAAGUCAAGGUUGGCAACAAGAUGGUGAAGGCCAGGCAAUAUCCCUGGGGUACUGUCCAAGUGGAGAAUGACCAUUGUGACUUUGUGAAACUCAGAGAGAUGCUGAUACGAACCAAUAUGGAGGAUCUACGUGAGACAACCCAUCGUACGCACUAUGAGCUCUACCGCAGGCACAAGCUCCAAGCUAUGGGCUUUUCUGAUAAUGAAUCUAAGAGCUUGUCUGAAACAUAUGAACUGAAACGUCAACAGCACAUGAAUGAAUUGCAGAAGAAAGAAGAGGAGAUGCGUCAGACAUUUGUCAUUCGUGUUAAAGAGAAGGAAGGACUUAAAGACGCUGAGAAAGAGCUCCAUGCUCGUUUUGAAGCUCUCAAGAAACAACAUGCUGAAGACAAGAAGAAGCUUGAUGAAAGCAAACGAAAGUUGGAAGAAGAAUCAAACUUGUUCACUCAGCGCAAAGUUACAAUGCAAACCCAAGCACAGCAGUCAACCAUGGGUAAAGGCAAGAAGAAGUAAA
Octopus sinensis (East Asian common octopus) is the source of this 1386-nucleotide messenger RNA. RefSeq names its product septin-11-like. Gene Ontology annotation, molecular function: GTPase activity; GTP binding; molecular adaptor activity. Lineage: Eukaryota; Metazoa; Mollusca; Cephalopoda; Octopoda; Octopodidae. Gene Ontology annotation, biological process: cytoskeleton-dependent cytokinesis. The record is from RefSeq and is a predicted model, not a curated record. Gene Ontology annotation, cellular component: septin ring; microtubule cytoskeleton; cell division site.